Aedes albopictus (Asian tiger mosquito) is the source of this 1291-nucleotide messenger RNA. RefSeq names its product ubiquitin carboxyl-terminal hydrolase. Gene Ontology annotation, biological process: protein deubiquitination; ubiquitin-dependent protein catabolic process. Gene Ontology annotation, cellular component: cytoplasm. Gene Ontology annotation, molecular function: cysteine-type deubiquitinase activity. The coding region runs from base 292 to 978 and encodes 228 amino acids. NCBI's taxonomy places the organism in Eukaryota, Metazoa, Arthropoda, Insecta, Diptera, Culicidae. The transcript has 3 exons. The record is from RefSeq and is a predicted model, not a curated record.
CGGCGCCCUUUCAGUCAGAGCACUUUUUGUUGUUUUGCCGGCUUUGUGCAAGUUGUGGGAGUGAUAAGCAUCUUUUUCUGUGCAGUAAAGCGCCGGCCGAUUGGUACCUUGCGUUCCGCGAUAGUUUUCCUUGCAGUUAUUACUCAUCCAUUUUGCUAAAUUAGAUUACUGGAGAAAUUAGAUUACAUUAUCGGUGCAGACACAUAAUUCAGUACAGUGCUGAGGUUGAACAAUACAGGAGAGUUGAUUUUUGAUCUCAAAGCCUCGAAUCCAUCGUCAUCGUAUCCAACAAUGACCACUUGGCUGCCAUUGGAAUCGAAUCCGGAGGUGCUGAACAAAUACCUCGGACAACUGGGCGUUUCCCCACUCUGGAAUGUCGUCGAUAUCUACGGUACCGAUGAGGAGCUGCUGGCUUUCGUUCCGCAGCCGCUCAAAUCGUUGAUUUUCCUUUUUCCUUGCUCGGAUGCGUACGAGGAAUACCGUGCCAAGGAGGAUGCCGAGCUGAAAGCCAAGAACAUCGAGCACCCGAAAAGUUUGUUCUACAUGCGCCAGUACGUGCACAAUGCCUGCGGAACGAUUGCCCUGGUGCACGCCGUGCUGAACAAUCCGGACAUCGAACUGGAGGAGGGCAGCGUGAUCAAGAAGUACUGGGAUGCCGCUAAGGACAAAACCCCCGAGGAACGUGGCAAGCUGCUGGAGAAUGAUGCUACAUUUACCGAGACGCACGAGGUCAUUGCCAACGAGGGCCAAACGGCCGCGCCGGACAUAAACGAGAAGGUUUACCACCACUUCAUUGCGUUCGUUCAUCACGAAGGCAAGCUGUACGAACUGGACGGGCGGAAGAGCUUCCCCAUUCAGCAUGGGGAAACCAGCCCGGAAAAGCUGCUGUAUGACGCGAUUGCCGUUUGCCAGCAGUACAUUGCACGCGACCCGAAGGAAGUCCGCUUCACCAUGAUGGGACUGGUUCCAACGCAGUAGGCUGUGAACGCCAAUCAUUGAGCAUUCGAGAAGAAGAAGAAUUCUGCAUGCAACGCUUGCUUAGCUUGUACCGCAACGUGGCCAUCAAUCGAAAAGGAUCUCCAAGAGACUGCAAGAAUUAGAGGAAAAAGGUAAUUGCUUUAUUGAAAUGAAUGCCGGACUUAUAGCAUAGGAAUCUGGCAAAACUAACUUCUCUAGGAAUAUUUGUUGCUUUUGUGUAAGUCAACGUUUUACAGGGGUGAAACCCCGCUUUUUUGGUGUGAACAUUGCACUAACAAGAAAUAAAUUUUGAUAUGUACUUGUAUGCAAACGA